AUGGCAGACCUAGGUCAGGCACUGGAAAAGGCUGGUGUCUCGGGCCAGAAGAGUGAGGGGAUCUCCAUUAAGACUUUUGUCGCAUCUUUGGCCACUGCGAUAAUCAUCUUCACCGUCGAAUUCCUCCUGUUUUUGGUCCUGAAGGGGAAACUUCUGCGCAUCUAUCAGCCUAGAACUUACCUCGUUCCGGACCGAGAGCGCACCGCACCCUCGCCUCCGGGUCUCUUCCGAUGGGCUGGUCCUGUCUUUCGCACGUCAAGCACCGAAUUUAUUCAAAAAUGCGGACUGGACGCCUAUUUCUUCCUAAGAUACCUGCGCAUGCUUCUCAAGAUCUUCGUUCCCCUAGCUUGUAUUAUACUCCCGGUUCUCUUGCCGCUGAAUAAAGUCGACGGCAAGGAUCAGACAUACAAGAACGGCACAGGGGGAGAACAGUGGAACGUGACAGGCCUGGAUCAGCUCGCCUGGGGCAAUGUCGCCCCAGAGAACACGGAUCGAUACUGGGGCCAUCUCAUCAUGGCCCUCAUCGUCAUCAUAUACGUAUGCGCAGUCUUCUUUGACGAGCUCAGAGGCUACAUUCGCCUUCGACAGUCCUACUUGACUUCUCCACAGCAUCGACUUCGCGCAUCCGCCACCACGGUCCUAGUGACCGCCAUCCCCGAAAGCUGGCUUUCUGUGGAAGCUCUGGAGUCCCUGUAUGAUGUCUUUCCUGGUGGGAUUCGCAACAUAUGGAUCAACCGCAAUUUUGACGACCUCAACGAGAAGGUGAAGGAACGCGAUGCCUUAGCUUUGAAACUCGAGGCUGCAGAAACGGAUCUGAUUAUCAAAUGCAAAAAGGCCCAGAUUAAACAGGCCAAAGCCGAGGCGAAGAAGGCCGGCAUGGACACCAAGUCGUUCCAGAAAGCCGCUGAUAAAAAAGCUUCCCAGCUCGCGAUGGACGCCGGUAUCAGUUCCGGUGACCCAGGCCAAGCCCACACGCUUGAUCAAGUCUUACACCGAAAUAAUACCUGGAAGGAGAAAGCCAACGCUGGUCGACGGAAGUUCAUGAAUCCUUUGGACCCCGCUCUGGGUGCAGCUGGGGCGGUCGGCCACGGUGUUGGCAAGCUCGGGAGGACCGUCCUGGACGGUUUCAAGAGGGUGGAACAUGGAAUCGAUGGCGCAUCGUCCCAGACUCCGGGAAAUACCCCAGAAAAUGGUCAUCCAGGGGCUAUCGAUGACAGCGCACAACCUUCACAUCAUUCUGAACAGCCGCCUGGUUCUUCCAGCAGCGAGAACAAGGGGAAUGCGUCACAAGUCCAGGCCCAUGGUGCAGUGCCAACUAGCUCAGCACCCGACUCCAGUUCCAAACGACCGUUUUGGAAGUCUAGAGGCUCUAGUAAUUCAAAGAUCAGCAACAACACAGAGCCUGAUGAAUUGCCUCUCACCCUUCCCGAGCCUUCCAUCGGCGAGGUCUCUGACAGGGACACGCUGGCGCCGUCGGAGAAAGCAAGAAGUCGACGCGAAGGAGCUCACCACGAAGGAGACCAAAUUGAAGGCAAUGAAUAUCCAGUGGCAUACAAUGAUAAUUUCGAUGAAGGUCUUGGUGAGCCCUUGUGGAAGAAGUAUAUUAAGCAGAAAGACCGUGAUACGAUGCGACUGCCCAUUUUCGGUCUCUCUUGGAUGCCCUCCCUCUGGCUCAUCGGCAAAAAAGUGGACACCAUCGACCACUGUCGAAAAGAAGUGGCCCGCUUGAACCUUGAAAUCGAAUAUGACCAGCAGCAUCCCGAAAAAUUUCCGCUCAUGAACUCUGCGUUCAUUCAGUUCAACCACCAAGUCGCAGCUCAUAUGGCCUGCCAGGCGGUCAGCCAUCACGUCCCCAAGCAGAUGGCUCCCCGUAUAGUCGAGAUUUCCCCGGACGAUGUCAUUUGGGACAAUAUGUCAAUGCGAUGGUGGGAGCGGUAUUUACGCACAUUCGGUGUCCUCGCCCUUGUGUCGGCCAUGGUGGUUGGAUGGGCCUUCCCUGUGGCAUUCACCGGUCUCCUCUCCCAACUGUCGUACCUGGAAGAUGCCUUCACCUGGUUAUCAUGGAUCUCCAAACUUCCCGAAUGGUUUAUCUCUGCUGUUCAGGGUAUUCUACCCGCUCUUUUCUUGGCUAUAUUAAUGGCCUUGCUGCCCCUUAUUCUUCGCUUCUUAUGCCGAACCCAAGGCCUGCACACAGGCAUGGCUGUUGAACUGACUGUUCAGAAUUACUACUUUGCGUUCUUGUUCGUUCAGCUCUUCCUGGUUGUUGCCAUUUCUUCCAGUUUCUCUACCAUCAUCAACAACGUCACGAACUUAACCAGCUGGCCUGAACUGCUUGCGCAGAACAUCCCCUUAUCCAGCAACUAUUUCUUCUCGUACAUGAUUCUUCAGGCAAUGUCGGUGAGCGCAGGAGCUUUGGUGCAGAUUGCCAACCUAGCCAGCUGGUUCAUCCUUGCGCCAAUCUUUGAUACGACCGCUAGGACCAAAUGGGCACGGACGACAAAUCUGAAUCAAAUGCAAUGGGGAACCUUCUUUCCGGUCUACACUACACUGGCCUCCAUCGGUGGGUUCUCCAACAAGAUGACUCUUCUUGAAACGCUGCUUGCUAACUCACAUGCAGGAUUGAUCUACAGCGUUAUUUCGCCGCUCAUUCUGAUCUUCAACGUCAUCACUUUCGGUUUGUUCUGGUUUGUCUAUCGGUACAACACGCUAUAUGUCACCAAGUUCCGUUUCGAUACCGGCGGGUUGCUGUUCCCUCGUGCGGUCAACCAGCUGUUUACCGGAAUCUACAUCAUGGAGAUCGCCUUGAUUGGUUUGUUCUUCUUGGUUCGCGAUGUGGAGGGUUCAGUGGCCUGUAAAGGGCAGGCCAUCUGCAUGAUCGUCGUCCUCAUCCUCACUGUCGGAUAUCAAGUCCUGUUGAAUGAAGCUUUCGGCCCUCUCAUCCGUUAUCUACCAAUCACAUUGGAGGAUGAAGCGGUGCGUCGAGAUGAAGAGUUUGAGCGUGCUCAACGAGCACGUCUCGGCCUGCUAGACGACGAGGAGACGGAAACUCCUGAGCAUCAACAGACAGACCUGGAUCGAAGGCACAGUACCGAUGGUAUCGAAUUGAAGAAUCUCGAUGGCGAGAUGACAAGACCGACCUUCCACGCACGUCAAUCAUGGGCAGAUAGAUCGUCCAACCGCCGUUCGCAAUUUUACGCAGCCCACUCGGACAGAUCUGUGCCUACUGUCAAACGUAUGCGGGAGAAAUUGGCUCAGGACACUGAAAACCAAGGCCCGCAUCAACAAGGUCAGGCAUUGUUUGCCGGCAUCCACGACGAACUGGAGGAUCUCACCCCCGAUGAACGUGACCAGCUGGUCCAACGAGCCUUCCAGCAUGAUGCAUUGCGAGCUAAACGUCCUGUCAUCUGGAUUCCGCGGGAUGAUAUCGGUGUCAGCGAUGACGAAGUGUACCGCACACAACGGUUCAGCAAACAUAUCUGGAUCAGUAACGAGUACCAGGCUUUGGAUGGAAAAUGUCGCACCAUUUUCAGCCGCAGUCCACCCGACUUUUCUGAAAUUGACCUCAUCCAACUAUGA
Molecule: messenger RNA, 3576 nt
Organism: Aspergillus terreus NIH2624
Lineage: Eukaryota; Fungi; Ascomycota; Eurotiomycetes; Eurotiales; Aspergillaceae
Product: putative DUF221 domain protein
Exons: 2
Coding region: 1-3576 (1191 amino acids)
Cellular component (GO): plasma membrane
Molecular function (GO): calcium-activated cation channel activity
Source: RefSeq, a predicted model, not a curated record